GCCAUUUCGUUCCAGCCGGCACUCAGCGCCCGUCCUGCAAUAUAGCGGGGUUCAUUGUCUCCUUCAAACGACACUGCAGUAACAGUACUCAACGAUGAGUGAGACCGCCAUUUCCUUCGCCAAGGACUUCUUGGCCGGUGGUAUUGCUGCAGCUAUCUCCAAAACAGCUGUUGCUCCCAUUGAGAGAGUGAAGCUGCUCCUUCAGGUCCAACAUGCCAGCAAACAGAUCACAGCUGAUAAGCAUUACAAGGGUAUCAUGGACUGUAUCACCCGUAUCCCCAAGGAGCAGGGAUUCAUGUCGUUCUGGAGAGGCAACUUGGCCAAUGUCAUCAGAUACUUCCCAACCCAGGCCCUGAACUUUGCUUUCAAGGACAAGUACAAGAAGGUCUUUCUUGAUGGCGUGGACAAGCGCACCCAGUUCUGGAGGUACUUUGCUGGUAACCUGGCCUCCGGUGGUGCUGCUGGUGCUACAUCUCUGUGCUUCGUCUACCCCCUCGACUUCGCCAGAACCCGUCUGGCUGCAGAUGUUGGCAAAGCUGGUGCAGAUAGAGAAUUUUCAGGAUUGGGUAACUGCUUGGCGAAAAUCUCCAAGUCUGAUGGCAUCAAGGGUCUGUACCAAGGUUUCAAUGUGUCUGUACAGGGCAUCAUCAUCUACAGAGCUGCUUACUUCGGCAUCUACGACACUGCUAAGGGUAUGCUUCCAGACCCCAAGAACACACACAUUGUUGUAAGCUGGAUGAUUGCUCAGACAGUGACAGCCGUGGCUGGUUUUGCGUCCUACCCCUUCGACACCGUGCGUCGUCGUAUGAUGAUGCAGUCUGGACGCAAAGGAGCUGACAUCAUGUACACUGGCACAAUGGACUGCUGGAAAAAGAUUGCACGUGAUGAGGGUACCAAGGCCUUCUUCAAGGGAGCUUGGUCCAACGUUCUCAGAGGCAUGGGUGGUGCCUUUGUGCUUGUUCUGUACGAUGAGUUGAAGAAAGUUAUUUAAAUGUUUGACCAUUAGUAUUGGUGUCUAAAUGUAAAAUAACUUGUACAUUUGCAAGGACUCAAAUUCCGCCUUAUUUAUAGGGACCAACUAGUAUGUCAGUACUAGUUGUACUGGGGAACAUUUCUGUGCUUUUAUUUUGACAUUCUUUUUUUUCUGUUCCCCUCCAUGUCAUUCCCAGAAAAAGUAACAAAGCCAUGCCAGGUACUGAGACCUGUCUAGUUAUCCAACCUGUCUGUUUAGGCAUUACACUUCAAUAAAGACCCACUGAACCUAA
Messenger RNA from Trichomycterus rosablanca, 1265 nucleotides. RefSeq names its product solute carrier family 25 member 5 (gene slc25a5). Lineage: Eukaryota; Metazoa; Chordata; Actinopteri; Siluriformes; Trichomycteridae. The transcript has 4 exons. Gene Ontology annotation, molecular function: ATP:ADP antiporter activity. The coding region runs from base 95 to 991 and encodes 298 amino acids. Gene Ontology annotation, biological process: mitochondrial ADP transmembrane transport; mitochondrial ATP transmembrane transport; negative regulation of mitochondrial outer membrane permeabilization involved in apoptotic signaling pathway. Gene Ontology annotation, cellular component: mitochondrial inner membrane. The record is from RefSeq and is a predicted model, not a curated record.